AUGCACGGGCCAGCGAAAGGCCUAUUCUUUGCCAUUUGCUAUCCCAUUCUCGCUGUUAUUGGUGCCCCUGCCAACUUGCUGGGGAUCAUAAUCUUAUCCCGAGGACGGUGCGGACUUUCCCGGUGCAUCAGCUACUACCUGGUGGCUAUAGCAGUGAGCGAUUUCCUGGUCAUCAUCACUGCUGUCAUCGUCAACCGGAUUGGCCGCAUCUACUUUCCGGACAGUGUCUUCUCCACCACUCCCGCAUGCACACUCAGCAACUUGCUGGUCUUUGCCACCCGGGAUGGCUCAGUCUGGCUGACUGUCGCCUUCACAAUCGACCGUUUCGUGGCCAUCUGCUGUCAGAGCCUGAAGGUCAGAUACUGCACUGAGAAAACUGCAUUGCAGGUUAUAGGAUUUGUCAGUGCCAUGAGCUGCAUGAGGAACAUCCCUUACUAUUUCACCUACCAGCCUUUGUACAUCCAGGAUGGGGUGCCCUGGUUCUGUGACCUCAAGUCCAGCUAUUACACUUUGCCCUUCUGGCAGGUCUAUGACUGGCUGGACAACAUCUUAACCCCAUUCCUCCCGUUCCUCCUCAUUCUGCUGCUCAACGCCCUGACCGUAAGGCACAUCUUAGUGGCCAGCAGAGCCCGCAGGAGGCUCCGGGGCGCCGAGAGUCAUGGAGACGCAGAGAUCACCAACCGCAAGAGGUCCAUUGUCCUGCUUAUCGCCAUCUCGCUCAGCUUCCUCCUCCUGUGGGCCAUCUAUCUCGGACAUUUCCUCUACGUGCGGAUCACAGGCGAGGGCUACAUCAUCAGCCUGGAUUUCAAUGACCCGCAGUACAUCCUCCAGGAGACAACCAACAUGCUCCAGUUAGUCAGUUCCUGCAACAACAUCUUCAUCUAUGCAGUGGCCCAGAGCAAGUUCCGGGAAGAGCUGAAGAAGGUGCUGAUGUGUCCCUUUACCACGGUCACUGGUUGUUUCAAACAGUUAAAACACCUUAUAGACAGCGGUAUUCGCGACCCCAGGCCACCCGAACCGUCUUUCCCGGUGAAUAAAGUGUUUUCUGAGAAUCGCUGA
This is a messenger RNA of Carcharodon carcharias (great white shark), 1059 nucleotides long. Its product is annotated as probable G-protein coupled receptor 139. The coding region runs from base 1 to 1059 and encodes 352 amino acids. Gene Ontology annotation, cellular component: membrane. Gene Ontology annotation, molecular function: G protein-coupled receptor activity. Lineage: Eukaryota; Metazoa; Chordata; Chondrichthyes; Lamniformes; Lamnidae. Gene Ontology annotation, biological process: G protein-coupled receptor signaling pathway. The transcript is spliced from 3 exons. The record is from RefSeq and is a predicted model, not a curated record.